ACUAAGUAUCGCACUAAUUCAAACCCACAAACAGAUCAGAUAGUUUUCAACUUCCAGGCUGUCGUCUUCUUUAAAAAUGGUAAAAGUUAUUAUUUUUCUAUUUUUACUUCUCGCAAUAACACGGCCCUCCGUACUUUCACCACAGCGUAUGGACAAUGCUGCAUUGCCAGAGUGUGUUGGCGAUGAUGAUUGCCCGAACCACAAAGCUUGUGUGAGCUUAAGUUGUGUGGACCCCUGCGAUGGUAGGUGUGGUAACAACACAGAAUGUCACGCUAGAGACCACAUCGCCGCUUGUUCUUGCCUCCCUGGCUACUCCGGCCAUCCCUUCGCAUCAACCGGGUGUAUAGCUAACACUAAUCAGGGGUUUACUUCUGGGACGAUUGGCCAUCGUAAUUCUCACGGAGGCAGAAAACAGUUCCACGCAAAGACCUUUAGUAAGAAAAACUGGUUUGAAUCCUUCUUAUACUGUCAAUCAAACGGGAAGCAACUGGCUACUAUUCAAUCGAAGGAAGAAAAUGAACAGUUUUUCGAAGAGAUAAAGAAAAGUGAAGGAUAUAAAAAUGAUAACAAGUACUUGUUCUGGACUGCGGGUACGGAUUUGGCGAAAGAAGGGGAAUGGUAUUGGAUGACAACAGGCUUGCCGAUAGAUGGGUUUUCAGACUGGAGCCCCAAUGAACCUGAAAACUUUGAAUAUAGAGAACACUGCUUAGGCUUUGCUGACCGCAAUCCCAAAAAGUGGUUUGAUGCCGACUGUAAAAAGAUUUUAGCUUAUUUUGUGUGUGAGUCAUAUGAGUAACACUGUAUCUCGUAUAGUAACAAUCUUUAACUGUCUUACGUUUUUAGUUUAUCUUGCUUCAUUUGCAUAUCAAGACAUUUAAGCGUGAUCUACUGCCAUUUCUCACGAGCAAUAUUACUUUUAUUACAGUUUCUCUAAGUACUUAUUCAUUUUUUACAUUAAAUUAUUUUCAAGAUGCAUAUGUAUAUACAGAGUGUUCACAAAAGAGUAUCACAAACUUCCUGCCAUAUUAUUUGGUUUGUUUACCUCAACUAUUUUUAGAGAUAUUUUUUUAAUAAAAAAUAGUAAAUUGUGACUAGCGGCUAAACGAGUCACUUCUCGAUCUAUAACAGUUUUUAUUUGAACUGAUGAUUACUAUCACCAUAGGGUUUGUGACUAUGUACGUAAAUAAAUAUAUUUAUUUAUUAUUUGAAAUGAUGAGUACUAUCAGCCAUAGGGUUUGUGACUAUGUACGUAAAUAAAUAUAUUUAUUUAUUAUUUGAAAUGAUGAGUACUAUCAGCCAUAGGGUUUGUGACUAUGUACGUAAAUAAAUAUAUUUAUUUAUUAUUUGAAAUGAUGAUUACUAUCAGCCAUAGGAUUUGUGACUAGGUACGUAAAUAAAUAUAUUUAUUUAUUAUUUGAAAUGAUGAUUACUAUCAGCCAUAGGGUUUGUGACUAUGUACGUAAAUAAAUAUAUUUAUUUAUUAUUUGAAAUGAUGAGUACUAUCAGCCAUAGGAUUUGUGACUAGGUACGUAAAUAAAUAUAUUUAUUUAUUAUUUGAAAUGAUGAUUACUAUCAGCCAUAGGGUUUGUGACUAGGUACGUAAAUAAAUAUAUUUAUUUAUUAUUUGAAAUGAUGAUUACUAUCAGCCAUAGGGUUUGUGACUAGGUACGUAAAUAAAUAUAUUUAUUUAUUAUUUGAAAUGAUGAGUACUAUCAGCCAUAGGAUUUGUGACUAGGUACGUAAAUAAAUAUAUUUAUUUAUUAUUUGAAAUGAUGAUUACUAUCAGCCAUAGGGUUUGUGACUAUGUACGUAAAUAAAUAAAUAAAUAUAUUAUAUUUAUUUAGCACCAAAAAACUGUAUAUUUUGUUGUUAUCAAUAUAAAAACUGGAAGUUAUAGUUAGUAGUUUUAUAUUUAGAAAUUCAGAAAUAAACAAUCUAAAUUUAAUAUAACUUCCGUUAUUGUAUAGGAUUAGUUAGUUUGUACAUAUUGGUCCAGACAUCAAGAUUAAGCUUUGGUCUUGAUUUGUGAUUUAAACUUAACUAUUAUGUUCAAUAUUCUGUCAAUGUUAUGAUUACAUUUUCUUUUGGUUAAAUAUAUUUCAUAUAAACUUUA
Messenger RNA from Homalodisca vitripennis (glassy-winged sharpshooter), 2113 nucleotides. RefSeq names its product C-type lectin 37Db-like. Gene Ontology annotation, molecular function: carbohydrate binding. The record is from RefSeq and is a predicted model, not a curated record. The transcript has 6 exons. NCBI's taxonomy places the organism in Eukaryota, Metazoa, Arthropoda, Insecta, Hemiptera, Cicadellidae. The coding region runs from base 77 to 796 and encodes 239 amino acids. Gene Ontology annotation, biological process: biological process involved in interspecies interaction between organisms. Gene Ontology annotation, cellular component: external side of plasma membrane.